AUGACGGUGGUUUAUUCGCUCUCUCGCUAUUUUAGUCGUCGUCAUCACCUCGCAGAGUUUGAGGCACGAAAUGUCGGGGAUCGGAUCCCGAGGCCAACCCCCAGGCCCGAAGGUGGCGGUGCCUCUGAGAUAGAAAUGGCGGAGAGGAGUUCUAAAGAUCGCCAGGACUCCUCAAAGGGUUUAAGCAGCUUUAUUGAGUCAGGGCUGUCUCUUUCUGUCGCUGUCUCCUUCUCUGUCUCUCUUUCUGUCUUAUAG
Messenger RNA from Eimeria acervulina, 255 nucleotides. RefSeq lists its product as hypothetical. Lineage: Eukaryota; Apicomplexa; Conoidasida; Eucoccidiorida; Eimeriidae. The coding region runs from base 1 to 255 and encodes 84 amino acids. The transcript is spliced from 4 exons. The record is from RefSeq and is a predicted model, not a curated record.